CUCACUCCCCAAGCUCCACUCACUCUCACUCCCAGCUUCAAACCCCUCUUCUUCCUAGAGAAGCCAGCCAGCCAAAACCCACCGCCGCCACCAUGGACAAUCACGGCCGGAGGAAGCAGAGCAGCAGCCUGUGCGCCGCCGGCCUGGCCCUUGUCCUCGUCUGCUGCUCCACCGCAUCCAUGGCGCUCACCCCAGACGGUGAGGCGCUGCUUGAGCUGAAGCUGGCCUUCAACGCCACGGCGCAGAGGCUCACCAGCUGGAGGUUCACGGACCCAAACCCCUGCGGCUGGGAGGGCAUCUCCUGCUCCUUCCCUGACCUCCGGGUCCAAUCCAUAAAUCUCCCUUACAUGCAGCUUGGAGGAAUCAUUUCGCCUAGCAUUGGGAAGCUCAGCAAGCUGCAGAGACUAGCUCUGCACCAGAACAGCUUACAUGGUCCGAUCCCUGCGGAGAUCAAGAACUGCACCGAGCUCAGAGCAAUUUACCUGAGAGCAAACUACUUGCAAGGAGGCAUCCCUUCGGAGGUCGGCGAGCUCAUUCACCUCACAAUCCUAGACUUGUCGAGUAAUCUGUUGAGGGGAACAAUACCGGCUUCAAUCGGAAGCCUGACUCAUUUACGUUUUCUGAAUGUGUCUACCAAUUUCUUCUCAGGAGAGAUCCCAAAUGUUGGUGUCCUCGGAACCUUCAAAAGUAGCUCGUUCGUCGGAAAUCUUGAGCUCUGCGGUCUUCCCAUCCAGAAAGCUUGCCGUGGAACCCUUGGGUUUCCCGCAGUGUUGCCGCAUUCUGAUCCACUCUCCUCAUCUGGUGUUUCUCCUAUCAGUAACAACAAAACUUCGCAUUUCCUGAAUGGUAUCGUGAUCGGUUCAAUGUCAACCAUGGCUGUUGCACUGAUCGCGGUACUCGGUUUCCUCUGGAUUUGCUUGCUGUCCAGGAAGAAGAACAUGGGUGUGAGCUAUGUAAAAAUGGACAAGCCAACUGUCCCGGAUGGUGCAAAGCUUGUGACAUACCAGUGGAACCUUCCAUAUUCAUCGAGUGAGAUCAUUAGAAGGCUUGAGCUGCUUGAUGAAGAGGAUGUGGUUGGCUGUGGUGGGUUUGGUACUGUGUACAAAAUGGUGAUGGAUGAUGGCACGGCAUUUGCUGUCAAGAGGAUUGACCUCAACCGACAAGGGCGGGACAAGACUUUUGAGAAGGAGCUUGAGAUUCUGGGCAGCAUUAGGCACAUUAACCUUGUCAAUCUGCGAGGAUAUUGUCGGCUCCCCACUGCCAAGCUACUCAUAUAUGAUUUCUUGGAGCUAGGUAGCUUGGACUGCUAUCUUCAUGGAGAUGCACAGGAGGAUCAGCCACUGAACUGGAAUGCGCGCAUGAAGAUCGCCCUAGGCUCUGCUCGAGGGCUUGCAUAUUUACACCAUGAUUGCUCACCGGGGAUCGUCCACAGGGACAUCAAAGCGAGCAACAUCCUUCUGGAUAGAUGCUUGGAGCCUCGUGUGUCUGAUUUUGGCCUUGCAAGGUUGCUCGUAGAUAAAGACGCCCAUGUUACCACUGUUGUGGCGGGUACCUUCGGAUACCUAGCACCAGAAUACCUGCAAAAUGGCCAUUCAACUGAAAAAUCAGAUGUGUAUAGCUUUGGGGUGCUUUUGCUAGAACUAGUGACCGGAAAGAGGCCUACUGAUUCUUGCUUCCUCAACAAGGGACUCAACAUUGUUGGCUGGUUGAACACGCUCACAGGAGAGCAUAGGCUGGAAGAGAUCGUCGAUGAGAGAUCCGGUGACGUGGAAGUGGAGGCGGUGGAAGCGAUCCUCGACAUCGCCGCGAUGUGCACCGACGCAGACCCAGGCCAGCGCCCGUCGAUGAGCGUGGUGCUGAAGAUGCUGGAGGAGGAGAUCCUGUCACCUUGCUCGAGCGAGCUCUACUACGAGCAGCACCUGGAGAUCUGAGUGAGUACAAAGCAUAACGAACUCUUGGUUGUGCUUUUGCUCAUGAUGAUGAUGGCCUGGAAGAAGCAAAAAGUUUUGUAGAUACAUGAUGAAACCUUGUAGGUCUUUGGCUGGACAAGCUGCCAUCUCUAGUUCUUUGUGCGCAAGUGGUUCUUGAUGCAGAACCAGAUCACUAGCUGUGCUUUGUACAUAGAGAGAUCUUUCAUUUUCUUUACCUCUUUCUGUGCUUUGUCUGAGUAGUUUCUCUUUUACCAUUUUGACUGCAACUCCCAGUUGAACCAGAUCACUGAAGUAAACUGGGUUCUGUUCUUCCCAUUAGAGACAAGGAUGGAAAAUGGAUGAUGGAGUUUCAGAUCCAGUUAAUUAAGUGGAAACAACUAUUUCAGAACCA
Brachypodium distachyon (stiff brome) is the source of this 2322-nucleotide messenger RNA. Its product is annotated as LRR receptor-like serine/threonine-protein kinase FEI 1. The coding region runs from base 93 to 1931 and encodes 612 amino acids. Gene Ontology annotation, biological process: protein phosphorylation. Gene Ontology annotation, molecular function: receptor serine/threonine kinase binding; ATP binding; protein kinase activity. The record is from RefSeq and is a predicted model, not a curated record. Lineage: Eukaryota; Viridiplantae; Streptophyta; Magnoliopsida; Poales; Poaceae. The transcript is spliced from 13 exons.